UCCAGGAUGUGCAACGCUCUCCUCUCAGUCUCUAUGUCUUUUUUUUUUCUGUGUGCAUUUUUGCACUACAUACAGAGGAUACCUCUAGCUCUGACGAGGCCAGUACAGGGAUCAAAACUUCUUCUUUCUAAUAUAACAAAAGAGAAAAUUUUCAACAGUGUUUUGGGACCUUGGACAGCAGAUAUCACAAAGUAUUCUGGACCUGGACAAGAGAGCUGUCCUGGAAAAAAAAAAGUCUCUCCCGGGACACAAUUUGUCCCGUUUUUUGGGGAAAAUGCAGCAGCAGCAGGCCAAAGAGAUCAUCCAGAAUCAGUGCAACAGGCUCAAGAACAUCUGUGUCAGAGAGACAACAAAGAGCAGAUUUCAACAUACAGUAAAGGGCAUCGCUUCAACAGUCUUCCAGGAAUCCCGUACAUCCAGAGAGGAGAAAAGGUGUCUGAUCCUGUCGUCCCCACCAUCGCUUAGUGUUAAAAUUUGGAACCAUGUGGAACCCAACUAACGACCAGACGGGACAAGUGGCCGCCAGGAUGGAGACCACUCCGUCUUUGGGUAGUGCGAGCAUCUCUGUGUCCCAGCAGCAGGCACCCAAGAAAUUUGCCCCUAUGGUUGCACCCAAGCCCAAGUUCAACCCUUACAAACAGGCAGGAGAGCCCGACCUCUCUGGUACUGCAGCAGACUACCCUCCCCCUCCACCACCUGCAGAAGAUUCAACCGGUUUCCCCCCAUCCUCUGGUUCCUUCCCUCCUCCUCCACCGGUGAACUCGUAUGAUUUUCAGAUGAAAGGACCAGAGAAGACCCUGGAGGAGAGACGCUCCAGUCUGGAUGCUGAGAUCGACUCCCUCACCAGCAUCCUGGCAGACCUGGAGAGCAGCUCGCCCUACAAGCCACGGAACACACAAAACUCGGGAUCCUCUGCAACCUCGACCCCCAGUGCUCCGGUGACUGGUUACAAGCGCAUGGUCAUUCCAACGCAGCCACCCCUGACUGCCACCAAGAAGUCUACGCCCAAACCUCAGGCUCCUGGGGGAGUCUCGUCUGUCCCCCCUUCUUCUGCCAGCCCCGUGGCCAAGCCUCAAAGCCACACAGCUCCUCAGCCUGUCCCGGCCUCUUAUGCUACAGCUUCAACCCCGAGCCAGCCCACCUUCAAUGUCCAGGUGAGGUCAGCCCAGCCUGGCCCCCAGCAUCAAGCCCCAAUGGGGCACAAUUUUGGCCAGCAGCCCAUUCGCAGCCCUGCGCAGGUGCAGUACAUGCCCGCCCAGCCCAAAGGUCCCGACUUUGCCUACGGACCACCACAGCCUGGCUUCUCCCAGAUGGCUCAGGGUGCAUACCCAGAGCAGUACCAUCCAGGAGGACCACAAGUCGGUGGCACCAGGAGACCUGAGCAAGCCCCCGCCCAAGCAUACCAACCUCCAGGCCCCAAAAAGACCUACAUCACAGAUGUCCCGCCAAGCUUGGCUCCCUACACCGCUGGACCAGCUGUUCCAGCAAAGGGCGGUGCACCCAUGGCCCACCCUGAGGACGAGCUGGAGCGCCUGACCAAGAAGAUGCUGUUUGACAUGGACCACCCACCAUCUGAGGAAUAUUUUGGGCGCUGUGCCAGCUGUGGAGAGAACGUGGUGGGUGAAGGCACCGGCUGCACCGCCAUGGACCAGGUCUUCCAUGUCGACUGCUUCGUCUGCAUGACCUGCAGCACCAAGCUGCGUGGCAAGCCUUUCUACGCUGUGGAGAAGAAGGCGUACUGUGAGCCUUGCUAUAUUAACACCCUUGAGACCUGCACCAUCUGCAGUAAGCCCAUCAUGGAGCGCAUCCUGCGGGCUACAGGGAAAGCCUACCACCCUCACUGCUUCACCUGUGUGGUGUGCCACCGCAGCCUGGACGGCAUCCCUUUCACCGUGGACGCGUCCAACCACAUCCACUGCAUCGAGGACUUUCACAAGAAGUUCGCUCCACGCUGCUGUGUGUGCUCUGAGCCUAUAAUGCCAGCACCGGGCCAGGAGGAGACCGUCCGUAUUGUGGCCCUGGACCGCGACUUCCACGUGCAGUGUUACCGCUGUGAGGACUGUGGCUCCCUGCUCUCAGAGGGGGAUAACCAGGGCUGCUACCCUCUGGACGGACACGUCCUCUGCAAAAACUGUAACACCAGCCGCAUCCAGGACCUCACCGCCAAGGCCACCACUGACCUCUGAACAACCCGCCGCCUGGUCACCUCCACUGUGAUAACCCAACGCUCGCUCUGUCUCUCUUUGUCUCUCCCUCUCUCUGUCUUUCUUUCUUUCUCUCGCAAACAUACCAACCCACAGAAGCUUGCAUUCCUCAGCAUAAAUAUAUAUCCCUCUAUAUAUACUCACUUUCAGUAAACAUAGCAUCACGUGUUCACCUGCAUACAUGUAUCUAUUCACUCGGUACAAUCACAGCAGAGGAGACUGUGUGUUUUUAACUGUGCUGUUAAAGGAAUAGCUUAACAGUUUGGGAAAUAUGCUCAUAUGCUUUCUAACUGAGAGUUACGUGAGAGGAUCGAUGCCACUUUCAUGUCCGUACACUAAAUAUGAAGCUACAGUCAGCAGGCGGAUAGCUUAGCUUAGCAUAAUAACAGCUAGCGAGGCUCUGUUAUUAUGCUCACUAAUUAACAUGUUGUACUUCACAGUUUUACGGCUGCUUCUAGGCAAGAAAUACUCCACUACAUUCUUAGAGCUUUGUUUCUGCACAGAUUUUAAUAAUGAGAUAAAACUUGUUACCUAGAGAGCUUCAGAGGCGCUGGUAGGUGGUUUUUGUUACCACUGAUAGAGUCGGACUUGUUGUGUUCAGUCUUCAGCUGACUAUUUGUGUAUCAGUUAUUUGUCUUGCGUUAUGCUAAAUGCUUAAAGAAAGCAUAACUUCUCGUAUCCCAAAAUGACAAAAAUCGUAAUUUUACCUUGCAGAACACAGGAGCUGCUGGUCUGUAAAAUGGGAUGAGUAAUUAAUAUGCAAAUGGUCAUUUAGGGGGUAAAAUAUUGUAAUAUUAUAAAAGAAGUUUGAAUUUAUUUCGGUCUGUAAAUAGAAAUAAGAGUGUCAUUUUUAAUCUGCAAUUUCAUGUAAAUAAAGUUGCAGCCUCUCACAGAAAAUGGCAGAUACUUAAAUAUUACAGGGCAAAACAUUACAGUAAAGUAAUUUAAUAUAACUUGGACACUACACCGACCCUUUUAAACAGCACAUCAUAUUUAGCAGUCAACAACACAACAAACUAAAGCAGGCAAGGGCAAAAAAGUGGCUUCAUAUUUCAAGCAUAUUUCCCAAAAUGUGAAACUAUUGCUGAAAUCACUUCAAACCCACCAGUUAACCGUUUCAGUAUACAUCAUCACUCAGUUAUUAUCUCAUAUCAUAAUCACCUUAAACCGGCAUGUUCUAGCCAGGGUGGGCAUGUAUGCAUGCACGCACAUUUUUCUGACUCCACCGAAACAUGCAAAAUGUUUGACACACCUGCCCUGCAGGUGAAGACGAAUAGAUGGACGUGUGUCUGUAGCUUUAUCAGUAUUUACAGUAAGCUGCAGAGAACACUUCUUUUAUUCUUUAGUGUUUGUUACACUGCAAACCCACAGACGGUACACGAAUAGGGAUCACAUUACACACUGAAGCUCAUUAUUGCAACACAGUUCUGCAUAACUUGAACACCAAAGAAUUGAAUUUAAGCUGCCAUAUUUGCUGUGUUUUGUACGCAACUAUAUUCAACUUACAUUUUAUCGAUCGGGACCACAGGAGUAACACAUGGUAAUUCUCAGUGUCAAAGUGAAAAUCCUCAGUAGGCAGCUGUUGAAUGCAAUUCCCUUUUUAACAUAAUAUUUUCUUUGUUCUUUCCAAGCAAAUUUGCUUUUAUGUAUAAAUAAUUUUCUGUUGGCCUGAACAGUACAAUCACGGCUCUGCAUUCAUACAGAUACGGCCCUAUGUUUGAGUAUAUCAUCUUUGAGCAGAUAAACAUGUAACUUCUCUCAUUCACAGCGACAUAUUUUAGAUUAGUGAUUGCAGUCUGGUAGAGGUAACGGAUUAGAGAUGGCUAUGCAAUUUUUGAUGUUAAUUGCAUCGACACUUUAUAAGAAAUUUUAUGAAAAAGGAAAUAUUUUACCUGUACAGAUUCAAGCAUAAGUGUCCUUAUAGUAAUCCUUUAAUCAGAACUAUGCUGUUGGUACUGUGUGCCUGUGUGUGUCACUGUGCUGUGUGUCAGUAUUGAUUGUACCAUUCAGACUUGUCUUUUAUAUUUAGUGUUUGUUUAAGGUUGAUGGGCGAAGAAGGGACCAUGAGAGUUUCCCAGAAAUGACUGAUUUUAUUAUUUUUUUCCAUCCAACAAUCACAGUCAGCCGACCAGAAGUUUGACUGUUUGAAUAGUUACUUUGUUAUAAUUACUAGAGUAAUACGAUGAUGGUGAGUUAAAGGUAUCCUGUGGAGUUUUUGACCACUAGUAGCGCUGUGGAGCGAUGGUUUUAUGAUGGGGCCCCCAUUUAGUUUAGAAUCUUGCACGCACCCAUUCUUCCGUAUGCAAAGGCGGGUCACCACAGGCCCAGCCUGGUAUCUGACUGACCACCCCUGACACCCUUCAUCCAUAAGAUUUAGGGCACAAAUGUAGUUGAGUGACCACCGCCUGCCAGGGCAAUAAUUGUGUAGGAUGUGACACACAUGGAAAGCUGCCUCACCAGCUAAUGUUGGCUAGCUUGCUAAUAAAUAUCAAAAUAUGAUGUCACCGGUACAUUCCCCAUUUCCUUACGUUCCAUGCCUGUCUCCUAACUCACUGUCAGCCAGGCAGCAUCUCACGUGGAGCAGUUUUUAUUUUUCAUGGCCAGUAUCAUAACAAUAUCGGCUGGUUAGACACGGCAACAAUCAGUGUCCACACAUCUGUUUUUGCUUCUGGUUGAGGCUGUGCUGGUCAGAGUUCACCAGAGUUCAGCACCACUGCAUAUUUGCUUUGCCACUGGAUGCAAAUGUCACAUUUAAUGGAGGUGAACAGGAAGCAAAUAUUCACCAAUGUUAAUUUUGCGCACCACCACAAAAUGAUGCACAGCAACUACAAAGGGACAUCGAAUGACCACAGACACAGACUUCAUCUUGAAAACUAAGUUAUGUGGCUCUUUCAGUUGAGGUCGUGCUUCUUAAAGGGGUGGGGGCCCUUUUACAUGUCUGUGUCUAAGGGCCUAUUGUGUCAUAACCUACUCAUGCCUCUAGCAGGUGACGUGAUACAUGUUUUUCACUGGUGGUUCGACGCUAGUUUGCUAAUCAACAGUUGGUGGAAGUAACACUCCAAGCUACGAAGCUAUGCUAGCAUGGAUUUAAACCAAACAGCAACCUUUGGGGCUGAAAAAUGAAGCCAAUGGGAAAGCGUCAAAAGCUGCAGUUCUUUGAAUGGCCAAUGGGGCUGGCUCCAACUAUGAGUCAGUCCCCCUAGACCUCAUGACAAGUUGCGCAUAAUUGAGUGACUGUCUGUCGAUAGUUUCCUGUGGCUCCACCUCUCGCUCCUCCACAGCUUCACUCUCUCAUCCAAACAUGGUUGCUUCUGGCUCCAAAAAAACAAGAUGGCGACGGCCAAAUUGCAAAACUUAAGGCUUCAGUACAUCCACAGACUAAUGAGUGAUGUCAUGAUGACGUUAUCCAUUAUUUUUAAACAGUCCAUGAUAUAAACAUUGCCUGAUUUAAAAUAUACAAAUGUUUUCAUUUUGGGUUUUGAUUUGUUUACAAGAAAACUCCGCAGGGUGCCUUUAAACAACCAAGACGAUGGAGUCAGUCAGUACUGGUCUGCAUAUUUAUUAAUCGGAUCAGUCUACAGUAUUUCCUCAGCCCUGAUUACAGAUGGGUAUGUAGAUGGAUAUGUUAUGAACAAAGCAAUCAGUUAUCAUUUUCAGAACAUUCUCUUUACUUGUCUUUAUAGUUUCCUCACAUGUUUAGUGUCUUUUGGAUAUCAGAAACAAACAUACUGUAUCUACUGUUAACAGUAAGUCCAGGUACAUCCGAGACAUUGUGAUCAAGUUUUAACCGGGGGAACACACUGUAAAUAACUGUGCUAAUAAGCCCAUUAAUAAUACAUUAACACAUUUGCUUGGGCACAAUUUCUACAUAAACACAUAGAGACCUUUGACUAUUUAAAUGCUAAAGGAGUUUUUAAUAUUCCCUAAAAACAUAGUAAAAACUCUGCACUGCCGGGCCAGUAGAAGGUUAGGCAACCUAAACUCUAUGUCCUCGGGGAUUUUUCCAUCAAUAUCUGGAGUGCAGUUCACUGGUCACACACAAAAACUGAAAGACACCAAGACUUACAGAAAAGUGAAACUCAUAACCGAGUCCUUGAGAGGAAAAUUGUGUCUUAAAUAGAUGUCAGAAAUGUCUCCUCAGUGUCACAAAACUUGAGCUGGGAACACAGUUUAGAGUCAUCUUGUAUUUUAUAUAAUCAGUAAUUAAUAAUAAAUAACUAUAAAUAGAUGAAGCUGUAGGAGAAGAUGCAUUUAAAUCUGUGCGUCUCCUAGUUACGGAAGACUUAUCUCUAAUACUUUGAAUAACUGCACAGUAUAUCACAACAUGCUGGCCGUUUGACACUUGACUCAGUGAGCCGUCUGAUUACUGGUUGUUAGGCAACAAAGGACAGAACCUACACACUCCAUAGAGCGUCAUGCCACAUGUGUUGCUAGGUUUCACCUCUCAGAGAUGUUGCUGGGGAUCCGGCUCAGUUAGCAUGUCAUGUUGGCUGUCUGCGAGAGGUCAGUACUGGGCCCGCUGACCUGCUGGGAUAAUGAGGCAGCACCCAGGAUCUCACAUCUGGUGAUGGGAACACAAAUGAAGAUUUCAAAGGCGGAGAUUAAAAAAAAACGUUCAGCUGAUGAAUUAAAAACCUCGUCUGAACAGAAGUAGUACAGUGAUGCUCAUUUAAAAUUGUAAUUCAGGUAAUUUUCAUAGCCAAUUGUCUCUUAAAACAAUACGAGCUUUUAGUCAGUAAGUGGACCUUUGUGCUUUGCUUUUCUUUCUGAAGUCAAAAUGGUAUCCAUUAUUCAGAUCUUCCUCUGGUUCUUACUCUACAGGAAAACAUGUCACUGCAACACUGAAGCAAUAAGCAGUAGGAACUGUGCUUUCACGCCUGACCAUAGCACAGAUGAAUCAGUAACUUAAUUGGUGACAGUGUGAGGAAGCAUACAGUAACUGUGAGCUACAAACAUCGUGUAAAAAUGUGGCUCACAACAGAAAGUGUGCGCUUUUACUGUAAGACCUGAGCAUGAUGUUUGGUGACUGAACCAGUUAACAAAACACUGGUUUAUCUUAUGGAACAUGUAAUACAGACAUCAAAUGCAACUGUAAACGCACAUUUAACGCCUGUGUUAGAAGAUUUGCCAGUGUCAUACACCAGAAGGGUCACUGUUAGAGUUUUAAAGGAUGUGAGGACACUCGAGAAAGUUAUUAGCAGCUAGCUGAUGAACAUAGCAGAGCAUGUGUUUUGUUGUGGCUAAAAAUAUAAAUGAAUAUUUGACGCACAUUAUUUAAUAUAGAAAAUAAGUUAGCAAGUGUCAUUUUAAAUUACAGGCUGCAAACUGCUCAGAAAACAGUAAAAGCAUUACAAUAAUCGGUCUCUCCAGGAUUUUUGCUGGCUUUUAUGGGGAUUGUUGCGGUCAGAGAUACCUUCAUGGCAGCUUUGUUUUUGUUUUUUUAAUCGCGAUGCAAGGUUUUAGAGGGCUUUUGCAGUGAAAUAUUUUAAAAGUAGCUGUGAUGCUGUCUGUGAUUGGGGGCCUGUUAAAACGAGCAUUCAGUGUUUCCCACAGAGUUAGAAUCUAAUUGUGAUGGUAGCUGAUUGCCGAACAUCAGCUGUUGCUGCCAUUUGAAGUAACGUCUCUGUGAGCUGCUCUCUAUGCUUGGUUAGCAUGAGCUAACACAGCAGCAGGGGCUAACACUCGACCCCGAACCCUGUUAAUAUCCACUGGAUAACAUUUGCCGUGUGAUGCUAACAGUUAGCCCUGUCACUGUGUGUGAGACGCUGUCCCCAGUGCGGAGCUCACACUCCUGCAGCAGUCGUAUUCUCAUAAUUACUACAGACAAAGGGGCUGAGAGAAUCAAUAUUCUGCGUGCAGCUCUGCAAUGAAAUGAGAUUUUACUUGUUUUAAAUACUUAAAUUUGCAUUAAAGUUGCGCUGAUUGGACGAAAUUGCAAGGUUGUACUGAAUUCAUGAGGACUGGCUGAAUUUUGAGUUAACUGUAGUGAUCACGACAUCCUGGAGAGGCUGAUUAGUGCUGCAUAUCUUUUAAAGGACUUAACAGUUAGGAGUUAAUCAAAAUGGCAGCGUGGACUAGUACAAUAUCUAAAUAGCAGGAGAUGAAGCAUUUGUUAAAGGCAAAAUAUGUGUAAAAUUAGCUUAUUACCUUCUGAAUGAAGUGUUGUGGUGCUGCAGUGACGUCGCAGCCCACAAAUCAUUUUCUGCAGACUUAAGGAAAGUCUCUGUUUGACACAGAGCCUCACAAAACAUCACAACAUGAGAAUAAUGAUGCAAAAAUGUUGUGAAUCGUACAGUAACUGCAAUAUAUCAUUCAGAAUAAUCACAACUGGAUAUAUAUUUCCAAAUCAUUCAGCCCUAGUCUGAUGUUUUUUCACAUUUUAUAUGCUGUAGAAUAUUUAAUUAUUGGCUUAUUAGCACAUGUUUUAUACAAAGCGUCCCCCUGUCACAGAACUUCAAUGUGCCAUAAAAUCUGUAUUAAACUCUCCCGUUUACUCGUACGGACAGUUCUGAACACAUCACACAUCUUUGCAGGAGCAUAUCUGACAUGAGGCUUGAUGCUACGAGUAUAAAGAAAAGACCAUAAUGAUUUUUUUAUUUGUUCAGUGUGUUCGUGUUUGUGUCUACUGUCUUUGUUCUACCCAUGUUUGUAAAAGUGCCUUUGGCUGAGCAGUAUUGAAUCACUAUACUGUGUAUUUCAUAUUUUGCCGUGCCUCACUCAAAGAUGUUGCCAUGUUUACUCGUCUUUUACCAAAGCAAAUAAAGAGGAUCCCUUUUGUUUGGGCCGACUCUGUAUCCAUACAGUAGAUGUUUCCAUCAGCUGCGGUGCUUUAGGCUUUGGCAGCGGAGGCUGAAAUGGUUUUGAGUGUGAAAACUCUCCUGAAAGAGCUUUGACCCUCUGUUGUUAAAGUAAAGCAUCUCAUCUGUGAUCUUUGGAAGGGGCAUGUAGUCAACUGGUGUUUUUUUUUUUUUUUUCUUUCUUCAAUAAAAGCUUUGCAAUAGCA
Molecule: messenger RNA, 9207 nt
Organism: Epinephelus fuscoguttatus (brown-marbled grouper)
Lineage: Eukaryota; Metazoa; Chordata; Actinopteri; Perciformes; Serranidae
Product: LIM domain containing preferred translocation partner in lipoma
Exons: 13
Coding region: 483-2186 (567 amino acids)
Biological process (GO): cell-cell adhesion
Cellular component (GO): focal adhesion; stress fiber
Source: RefSeq, a predicted model, not a curated record